GUAAGUGUGAAAAGAGAGAAUUCAAGAAAUGGCAGAAGUAGCGCCAGCUCCCGCCGCAGCCGUCCCGGCGAAGGCUCCCAAGAAGAAAGCUGCAAGCAAGCCCAGGCCAGCGGGGCCCAGCGUUGGAGAAUUGAUCGUGAAGACAGUUGCUGCUUCCAAGGAGAGGAGCGGAGUGUCCCUGGCUGCCUUGAAGAAAUCUCUGGCUGCCAACGGCUACGACGUGGUGAAAAACAAUUCGCGGGUAAAGUUGGCAGUUUGUAACCUGGUGGCCAAGCAGACCCUGCUUCAAGUUAAGGGAACCGGGGCCUCUGGCUCAUUUAAGCUUAACAAGAAGCAGGCGCUUGAGAAGAAGCCUGCUAAGAAAGCGGCCCCUAAGGUUAAGAAGGCCGCUGCGGCCAAAAAGGCGGUAGCAAAGAAGACUCCGGUGAAAAAGUCGCUGAAGAAAGCCGCUAAACCUAAGGUGAAGAAGAGCCCGAAGAAGGCCAAGAAGACAACAGCGGCUAAGACGCCAGCAGUGGCCAAGAAGUCAGCAAAGGCUAAGAAGCCAGCAAAGAGUCCGAAGAAAACAAAGAAACUGGCGACGGCGCCAAAGAAGGUGAGCAAGAGUGCUAAGAAAACAAAGGCAGCCAAGCCACAAGUUGCCAAACCCAAGAGCACUAAAGGCAAGAAAGCUGCUCCGAAGAAGAAGUGAGAACGUGUACCUACUGUUCGGUCAUUUGACAAGCAUAAAAGGCUCUUUUAAGAGCCAUCCAAACUUUCUUGGACGUGCAAGUUAUUUCCAUUUUUAUUCCUGCUUCUAGUUUAAAAUCCAUGAUUACAAGCAGGCGUUCACAUGGAAUAUAAAUUGAUCAUGUUUUUAUAUGGGCAUAAAGUUCGAUUUUAGAUGGUGCAAU
This is a messenger RNA of Conger conger (European conger), 893 nucleotides long. RefSeq names its product histone H1-like. Gene Ontology annotation, cellular component: nucleosome. The coding region runs from base 29 to 691 and encodes 220 amino acids. Gene Ontology annotation, biological process: nucleosome assembly. The record is from RefSeq and is a predicted model, not a curated record. Gene Ontology annotation, molecular function: DNA binding; structural constituent of chromatin. Lineage: Eukaryota; Metazoa; Chordata; Actinopteri; Anguilliformes; Congridae. The transcript has a single exon.